Saccostrea cuccullata (small rock oyster) is the source of this 23329-nucleotide messenger RNA. RefSeq lists its product as uncharacterized. Lineage: Eukaryota; Metazoa; Mollusca; Bivalvia; Ostreida; Ostreidae. The record is from RefSeq and is a predicted model, not a curated record.
AUGUCCUAUGUGAGUCAAGGAAAGUUACACUUUCUAACAAGACAUGUUGAUAAACGCAAUUGGGAGAAACCUUUCCAAUUCCUGCUGAAUACAACAAUUCAAGUUGGAAAUCUGAAGAAAACAGAGAGAAAUAUCAAUGUAACUUUGUCAAAAGAACAGAUUCAUGGAAAUCUGACUUGUAUGGAAAACCAACCCCCAGAAGGAUCACAUGCGCUGGCUAUCUGCUUUCGAAACAUUGUGGAAAUUAUGACAAAAUUGCCAGAAGAUGAUGUUGAAAGAAUUGCAGAGUUUUACUUUGAACAGCUUGACACAAACUUACCCCAGAACAGAAGAGCAAAGGAGAAUAUGGUUGAUGUUUUGGGGGCCAUGAAUACAGAACUAUCAGAUAAGCUCCUGGCAGAAAAAAUAUUCUUAAACCCUAACCCAGAUCCUGAGAUGAUUAAAAGAAUUCUGACACAUGUGGCAACAAAAUUUAGGUCUCCUCACAGGGUCCUUCUGCAAGCUUUAGAAGAUGCUGUCUUUCACAAAGAAAAGUUUCCUGAAGAAUUUUAUGCAAAGGACACCCAUAGCCGAUGUAUGUUGGCUUUAGGUGCAGUGAGUCACAAAUUGUCCAAAGAGGGAAAUUCUAAUCGAGCAAGAAGAACAGUAAAUUGGGUGCAUUCUGUACUGGGCAUGCAUGAUCCAUAUGAGUACAGAAAAAGGAGAGCAGUGAUGACAGAGGAAGAAAAGGAAUCUUAUGACCAUCACAAAGUGAUUCUUCUGGAGACACUGGGAAAUGCUAGAAUGGAUGAGUCCUAUGAUUACAUUAUCUCUCACAUCAACAGUACAAACUCACAGUGGAUCAAAAGGGCUGGAUGUCAUGCACUCAGGAAAUAUGAACAUCAACAUGCAGCUGAUACUCUUCUGUAUUCUGCAUUGUUUGAUGAGGACCAGUCUGUACGCUAUGAAGCUGCCCUUUUGUACAUGGGGCAUCCAAAAGGCAAAAUGAUUGCUCCAAUGAAUAGUGAACCGACAGGAAAUAAUGGUACGUCAAUGAUAGAUCCAUAUGAUGCAGGCAUUGAUGUGAUGGACCUUGCACAAAACCAUCAUAGGUCUAGAAGGAGCAUCUGGGAUGGACUUAAAUUUAGAUUGGAAGCACCAAGUGUGGACUGGCAGAAGUUAAUAGGAUCUAAAAGCAUUGGGGCAUCAUUUGGUGUGAUCAUGAUAAAUCUUCUUGACUUGGUUGUUGCACCAACACAUGGCCAUGUAAAAAUUAAAGUUCACGAUGAGGCUUACGCAAGAAUUCAUCUUGGCUUCAUUGGAAAAAACUAUGAGUUUUUCCAAGCUAGAGUUUGCUUUAAAGGAGGAGCUGAAUACAGCAUAAACAUUCUUCAGGGAAAUGACAUGAAGAAAAUUAUAAAGUUGGCAGCCAAUUUUUCCAAGAAGUUGAAGGAGAUUGUUGAUGGAAUCAAGGAGGGUGUUCAACUCUUCAAAGACAUCAUAUCUGGAAGAUUGAACAUAAAGGAUAUUAUUAAUGAGCUGAUUCAGGCCAUCACUAGUUUACCUCAAAAGAUUUUAAAACUGAGGGAUAUUGCAUCUUCAGCCAUGAGAAAGAUAGGAAGUUUUGAUCCGGCAGACUUACCUGUGGAGUUUCAACCAGCCAUAAACUUUGUCCACAAAGUGACCAAGUUAUUUAAUGACAUCAAGACAGAUGUAAUGGGGUUUGUGCAUGAAAUUGAACAAGCAAUAAAAGUUGUUAUUCCACUACAAGGAAAAGAAAUUUUUGAUGCAGUUAAAGAUAUAAUUGAUGCCUUUAAAAACAUUCUUAAAAAUCCCAAAGAGGCAUUGAUGAAAAUAGGAGGGAGCAUAUUUAAGAUUUUUCAAGCUGUAAAAACUGUUCUAGAUCAGAAAGACAGGAUUCAAGAUGCUUGUUUCUUUCUGAGAGAUGACAAGCCAUACUGGUUUGAUGUAGCAGCUUUAGUAUCAGAGUACAGUGACAUGGCAGCCAAGGCAUUUAAAGCUUUAGAGUCGGCAGGUACAAAAUGGGUCGCCGAGAAAGUUGACGAAGCAGAGGAUGCAGUUAUAAAGUUCUCUAAAGGAAAGUUCUCCAUGCAAUCUAUGAAACAAGAAGUAGUAAACUUAUUGAAAACAAUUAAGGAAGAAUUGAUGGACCCAUUUAAAGGUUUAAUUGGAAUGGCUGAUACAUUUAUUAACAAGUACGGAAAGGUGUUCAACAUUAUCAAGUCGGUAAAGGAUGCAUAUGAUAUUCUGAAGGAAGGAUAUGAAACAGCCAGAGGAAUAAUAGACUCCCUGUUUGGAACGAGAACUCAUGGGAGUUUCCCCAUAGUUCGCAGAGAAAAAGAUGACCAGUGUAGUGGCAGUGGAGAAUAUCCUUCAAGUCUUGGAAGUGGCCAUACGAAUUACAAGCAUGAAGGAGUGGACAUUGUUAUAGAUAGUGGGAAAACAAUAGUUGCCCCUUUUGCUGGAGAGGUCACAAGAGAAGAUGGAGACACAGUGAAGCUAGUGGUACAGGGAGGCUCACUGAAGGAGGCCAUCAUAUAUAUCACCAAUAUUGAAGCCAAAUCAAGUAUAGAGGAAGACGAGCCUAGAUCUUUUGCAGCAGGUCAACCAAUUGGAACAGCAAAGCAGUCAGUGUGCAAAAAUCACAUACAUGUAGCUUUCUUCAAAGAUGGUGAUUAUAUAGACCCUACAAAAUAUUUGGAAUUUAAACCUGUAACUAUGCCGGAAUGGAAACAGCAGUGCGAUGAUUAUAGACUUGUGCUGAAGGUAGAAAAGUACUCAGUCCAACAGCCAGAAAAUAAUGUUUCAAACACAGAAGUUGCUGCAGAAAUACCUGACCUACCCUCAUCUUUUGAUCCUGAUUUCACCACAGAUAUUAAAGAUGAUCCAGACAGUGCUUAUAAUGCCAUGCAAGACCAGUCAACGAAUACUGAUGUUAUGGAGAUUGAUGAUCAGGAAGAUAUGUGCCCAGCUUUGAUGGGAACUAAUUCUCCAGUUACCACUACCACCACAACAGUGGCUCCUACCAAGACCGGAAAAGGAUUCUUUUCCAAACUUCUGAAGGCUGCUGACAAAUUCCUGCAGAAAUUCAACAUUCGCCGUCUUAAGUUUGGGACAAUCAUUGAGUUUCUAGACAAGCUUAAAAUGGUCAAAAGUAAAGAAGCAAUGGCUAAAGUGAUGAUAACCAUCAAAGAACUCAUAGAAAAUAAGCCCUGUGUUAGCCCACAUGAAAUGACUGAGGAUCAGCUGAUGAAUGAGUUGAUGGAGAGAGGCAAAGACACGUCAGGCUCCAGGGAGGACAUGGUGGCCAGACUUCUGGAGCUCGACCAAAGCUGUCCACUGAUGUCCUUCACCAUGCCAAAGGAUGUCUACUGUACCUUUGACAGUCACUGCUUGGGAGUGGAAUGUUGCAUCAAUGUCAAAAUCGCCAUGUUCCUGAAAGUCUUCAAGUUCUGGGCCAGAUUUGAUCCAUGUUCAGAACCAAUGCAGUUUGUGAUGGCGUUCGACAAGUUCAAUUACACAAUCAAAAUUAAAGGCAGUCUGAACUUUGAUGGUUUUGAAAAUGAAUUGAGAACAGGAAUCAAGAUAAAUCUUAUGGGUGGCAUUGAAUUGGUUGUCAAGUACAGUAUUACUAAAGGAAAGGAAGCUGCACUGGCAACAUUUGGUGUAGGAUUCUGUAGUUUUGAAGACAUAAAUGACUGUGUUCUAUUUGUGAAUUUACUGGACAAUGCAGUUCUGCCCAUUCCUACAUGUCAAGCAGAUGGAACACUUAUAUGGCCAGAAUUGAAUUUUACAAAGCUUUUCGACAAAGAAGCACUGAUCAAAAGAAUCAAGGAGCAAGGGAAAGCCUUGACAAAAUUGGUUGUCUCAGAACUUAUGGAUGAGUUUUUAAAAUUACUUCAUAUUCCCAAGGCAAUGCUGCUAGACAGUGAACCUUCUCCAAGACCAGGAAAAAUGACAUUAGGGCAAAUACAGGCAGCAUUGAUGUCAAGAAAUUUAUCCACAGAUGGAAGCAGAGAAAUUCUUAACCAUAGAUUAUUGUUAGAUGAUUUAUCAUGUAGCAUUCUUAAAGUACCUGUCCAUCUUCCUGAGAUUACUGGAGAUCUUGGAAAAGUUCUGUAUUAUGCAAUACAGGAUGAUUGUAUGAGGGUAGAUGCCUGGGCAGAUAUCACAGUACCACUUCUUGGACAGACCUACACCAAGACUCUGAGAGCCUAUGUAGAUUUAGACCCUUGUAGCUUUGUCUUCCAGGUGGCAUUUGAGGGAUUUUCAUACACAAAGGUUCUUCUGAGUUACAAUUGGGGGAAAGAUGAAACUGCAGAAAUUUCAAAGCAUGUCAUUGUCAAAUAUAAAAUUGAUAGAGAUGUUGAAAAUGGCAUGUUUCUUGUGAGUUUUGGACUGAAAAUAUGUGCUGGAGAUUGCUUUUUAGAUGAUUAUUUUCUGAAGAACAUUCAAAUUCCUAUUCCACUGUGUGGAGAAUUUGUCCUCCCAGGUGGAGGGUCAUUCAGCGGCCUUUUACAGACAAUUGGAGGGAAAAUGACAGAAGAAGCAUUUGAGCUGGUAUUAAAAAAGUUUGAUCUUGACAUGGUAUUUAAAUCUGGACCAGUGCAGCUACCACCAGGACCAGAUGAUUGUCCUAUUUCUUUUGACUUCCGAAAGUACCUACCCCCUGCAAUAAGAAAUAUGGUGACUUGUGUGCAGCCUCCCAACUGCUGGGGGAUAGACUGUAGCCUUGACCUGACAUUUACCAUUCCUUUAGGAAACAUUAAAAUCACAAAGAAUAUUCCUUUCUGGUUCAAAUUGGACCCAUGUGAUUUUGGCAUUGACAUUGGGUUUGGAACACAAACUUUGUUAAAAACCCGCCUUCUGCAGUAUGAGUUUGGAAAAGAAAAGUCUCUGACACUUGGAUCAGGAAAUCCUGCACCUGUUGAAAUCAUAUAUAAGAUUGAUAAAAUGGAGGGAAAUAAAGGCUUUAUUGUGGAUGUGAGGGUGAUGAUUUGCCUACCUAUGGAUGGAAAGAAGUACUGUAUUCCAACUGAAGAAGGGUUACAGUUGCUUCAAAACCAGGAAAUCCCAGUGUGCGACCAGCGGGCUCUCAUUAACUUCAAAAACUUUUCUAUCUCGGACUGGUUUAGAGAUAAGGCAUUGGACAUUGGAGAGCAGCUAGGAGAAGGAGCAAAGAUGUUAUUGUUGGAAGAACUGAACCUGACAAAUUUCUUUCAGAAGACCAAGUGUGACAGAACAAGAUCACCAUACAUUCCAUCUGUAGAGGGGAUGCACAACACAUGUCCCAAAACCAUAGCAUUUUUGCCUUCCAAGAUUCCUGAUCCAAUGUCUUGCUACAUCCCUGACUAUUGCACAGGAAUAGAAUGCUGUGCAGAGAUCCCAGGUCUGGGACUAGGAUUACAUCUGUUUUUGAAUUUGGACCUGGACAAACUUGAACUGAGUUAUGGAUUUGAGAAUUUAAAAACAAAAAUUAAACUUAUUGACUAUGUUUGGGGAAAUGAAAUCAAAGUAGAAGUUGCUGGAGGACUAAUUAAGUUUAUAUUCAGCAUAAAAUCAAUAUCAGAUGAAAAUGUUUAUGUUUUCAAUGCCCGGGCAGCUGUUUGCUUGGAUGGAGGAAAAUGUUCAAUUGACAUUCCAGUGUUUACCAACACAAAGCUACCGUCUAUAAGAGCUCUUGUGACAGGAGAAUUCAAUUUCUCCAUGUCCAAUUGGCUGGAAAAUAUGGGAAUUCCUUCACUGGAUGACUUAAAGGACAGUGCCAAAACAAUGUUAAUCCAACAGUUAGGUGUGGACAAGUUUUUACUGGACAAACCCUGUGAUAUAACUGGUGACUUGUAUUCUCCGAGUUUCCAUGGAUGGAAAAAUAAUUGUCCCUUGGAUUGGGUAGUACCACCAGCGAUUCCAUUCCAAAAUGUGAAGUGUGCUCUGACAGAGAACUGUACCAGGAUUGACUGUUGUGUGGACUUCAGCCUUCUGAAUCUAAAGCUUCACUUUUUCCUCCACUUUGACAGGUGUAAUUAUGUCAUCUCUGGUGGAAUAGAGAAGAAAACCUUCUCAUAUGGACUUCUGGAUUUCAACAAUUUUUGGGGAAAAGAAAUAAAGACUGACAUUGCAAACAUCAUUUUUAUUAAAUUCAAGGCUAGUCAGUUAGAAGUGUCCAGGAAAUAUGUCCUUGACCUUGGAGUUUCUGUUUGUUUGGAGCCCAGGAAAUGUGAACUAGAUGUCCCAGUCUUCAAUAAAGUCCUUAUUCCUGUCCUUAACUGUGACCUUGCAAUGGAUUUCUCCUUAAAAGGCUUUUCUCUGACACACUGGAUGAAUGAGCAAGGGUUGUCACUGGAUGGAAGCCUGUCUACAGCUUUGUCCAACUCUCUGUUCAAGCUGUUGGGCAUUGAUUCAUUCAUGAAAGAGAAAUCCUGUUCCCGCUCAGAGCCACCAUACAGUAUCAACAGGUUACAGGAAAAUGGAUGGUCAUCAGAAUGUCCAACAAAACUGCCACUUUUCAAAAUUCGUGGAACAACAUCUUGUAACAUUAAGGAGUCUUGUACAGCUGUAUCUUGCUGUAUAGAGGUGGGCAAAAUAGGAAGGACAUUCGAAGUGGAACUGGACAUUGACUUUUGUAACCAGAAAAUUACAUUUGGGAUUGAGAAACUGACAGAAACUCUCUCUCUACAGCUGUUUGAAUUUGGAGUGAGGAAAGAAAUUGUUAUCAAGGGAGUUGUAAAAUUUGGUUACACCAUCUGGGACCAUGCUGGGGAAGGGGUGUAUGUAGUGACUGUAGAUUUGGCAAUAUGCCUGGAGGAUGGAGGUGACUGCUUAAUCAAUGUCAACAUUCUCGAUCAAGCCAAGCUUUCCAAGCAGAUCUGUCAGUGGGGCACUGGUUUCCUUAACCCUGGUUUCACUUUGGAUAGUUUUAUGAAGGAAAAUGCCUUGACAGCCUUUGAUCAAAUAAAAGGCUUGGUUCUUGAUGAACUUAAGGAAUCUUUAGGUCUACCUCAGUAUCUGGAUGACCCACCCUGUUCAUUAUCCAGCCAGACAUACAAUCCAAACAACAAUGGACUCAAAAACUCUUGUUCCAAACCCAUUGGAUCGUUGCCCUCACUUCCCUCCAACAUGAAGUGUGCCGUGUCGGAGUCCUGUACUGGGAUUGACUGCUGUAUAGGCGCUGCACCAAUUCAUCACAACUUCCAUGUGUAUCUAGAUAUUGAUCCCUGCAGUCUGAAGAUGGAGUUUGGGAUUGAUAAAUUACAGUUCCAGCUCUAUUUACAAGAAUUUGAGUUUGGUGUGGUAAAAGAUGUCAGACUGGUCAAUGUUGUCAGAAUGAAAUUUAAGAUUUGGGACUUAGCAGCUGAGAAUCAGUUCUUGGUAGAUCUGAGAUUUAGUGUAUGCUUUGAUUCAGCAUCUCAGUGUAUACUGGAAAUUCCAAUAUUCCAACAACAACGCCUUCCAAAGAACAUUUGUGAUUUUGCUGCAAGCUUUUCAAAUUUUUCCUUGGAUGGCUGGAAGUCCUCAAUGGGUUUUAACAUGGGUAAAUUGACAUCAUUGGCAACUGACCAGCUGAUGGAAUAUCUUGGUAUUGCUGGUUACCUGAAGAAAAAGCAGUGCAGUGUACAGAGUGGGAAUAGGACCAUCCAGGGCUGGAAUGAUGAUUGCCCGAAGUCCUCCUCAUACCAGAAGCCUGAUUUAUCCUCAUUGCCUGUGCUGUGCUCCAUAUCCUCUAAAUGUACAGAGAUCCACUGCUGCUUAGCCAUGGAAUCUAUUGGGAGGAACUUUGAGACCUUCAUUGACUUAGAUUCAUGCCUCAAAACACUUGAAUUAGGAAUAGAAGAAUACAGAACUAAAAUCAAUUUGUUGACAUAUUCAUUUGGAUCAAAGAAAAGUUAUUGGAUGAAGGAUGUGAUCAGAAUAGAGUACAGUAUUGAAGAUCUCGAAGCCAAAUACCUUGUGAACAUGAAAGUUGAGAUUUGUCUUGAACAUGGGCAGCCAUGUAUUAUCUCUCAUGAUGUUGUAAAAGAUGUGUACCUACCAAAACCUGGCUGUGACUGGUCAUUUGACUUCUCUGGAUUCUCCAUCUCAGGGUGGUACAAGAACAUGUCCUUGACCCCAGGCUCAGUGCUGUCAACUACUUAUCUGUCCAUGCUAAAGGAGAGUCUAGGGAUCACCAAUUUCCUACUGCCCAAGGUAAAACAAUGUAACAGGAGGUCAGCUGCUUAUCUUCCAGAGACUGAGGGUCAGACUGGAUGGAAAAUUGACUGUCCCCUUGGUGUGGGUAACAUGACCCAGUUAACUAGUUCCCUUCCCAUCAGCUGUCACCUGAUGAGCCACUGUACUGCUGUGGAAUGUUGUCUGGAUUUUCAGGAUCCUCUACAACAGACAAUACAUUUCUUCCUCGAUCUGGAUCUCUGUCUCCAGACUCUCAAAGUGGGAAUAGAGAAACUCUCCUAUGAAAAGACAUUGUUCUCUUACCAAAAUGGUGUGGAGGACAGCUUCAGCUUGAUGGAUGUGGUCCAGUUGAGGUACAAGAUUGAAGAUAUUGACAGGAGUGACUUAGAGUUAACAGCAGAAAUCAAGAUGUGUCUGGAGGAGAAAACUUGUAUCUACCAGUCUCUUUUGUUUGAUAAACAGAGGAUACCAAAACCUGGGUGUAACUGGAACCUUAACUUUACAGUACCAGAUUUCUCCUUGACAAACUGGUUCAGUGGUAUAGGUGCUGCUAUUGGAUCUCAGCUUUCCACCCUGAAUGCUGCCAAACUUCUAGAAGAACUUGGAAUUGCCAAAUACAUGAAGGAGGUUCCUUGUCAGAGAUCUGGCCCAGUAUACAGUCCUGCUGUCAAUGGGUGGAAAAAAGACUGCCAGUUGGAAGUUGAUAUGAUGCCAAUCUCUGACUCAGUCACAUGUCUGGUGAAGGACUCCUGUACCUCAGUCAGCUGUUGUAUGGAUGUAGGAUUCAUGAAGACAUCAUUUGAAUCUUAUCUUACAUUGGAUGCCUGUAAUUAUUGGAUGGAAGUUGGUAUUGAGAAGCUGUCAUUUAAUGUCAGUCUCAAGGAUGUGACAUUUGGCAUAAAGAAUCAGUUCUACCUGAACAGUGUGAUUCGUAUUGAUUACAUGAUUGAAGAUUUGCCAGUGGAGAGACAAUUUAGAGUAUCCUUGACAUUAAAAGCUUGUUUUGAGGCCUCUGAUGAUUCUAAAUGUCUGAUCAACAUUGAAGUCUUCAAGAACACCCUGGUGCCCAAGUCAAUCUGUGACUGGACUGCAAGUUUUUCUACUCCAAAUUUCGACCUAGAUGCCUGGUACAGUAAUCUUGGUAUCAGUCCAGGAUCAGUUCUCUCCCUUGUCAAUAAAGACAAGCUGUUGAGUGAGCUUGGAAUUCGAUCUUAUUUAAGUACCAGUCCUUGUUCAUUUACUUCUCAGACCUUUAGUCCAGCCAACAGUGAUGGAUGGAAAAACGAUUGUAAGAAGGACUUAAGUAAUGCUCUUCCUACCCUGCCAUCCAAUGUGAGAUGUAACAUACCAUCCUUUUGCACUGGAGUAACUUGCUGUAUUGAGGAAAGUAAAGUAUUAAGGAGUCAACUCACAGUGGGAGUGGAACUAGAUGACUGCAACCAUGUCCUGACAUUCCAAGUGGAACAACUCAAAAUCAAAAUACAGCUCCAUGACUAUUCAUUCGGUGUAACUGAAAAAAGAUACUUGAUGAGUGUUAUUCAGUUUGAGUUUAGAAUUGAUGAUGUUCCUGCAGAGAAAGCUUACAAAAUAUCAGCCUCUCUGAAUGUUUGUUAUGGAGUAGGACCCUGUGUCUUAGAUUCCUUAGACUUACUGAAGGACUUCAAACUUCCCAAAACACUUUGUGAAUGGGGCACUGGCUUUCAGAUAGAUUUUUCUGGGACCUCCUGGUUGUUGGACAGAGGUUUAAGUCUUGACUCAGUCCUGUCAUCAGCUGAUGCCACUGACCUGUUAUCAACAUUAGGAGUACAGGACUUCCUUAAAACAGCUGAUCAGUGUGACCGCAGUAGUUCUCUAUACAGCCCCAACAUCAACGGAUGGAAAAACGAGUGUCCAAACACUGGGGUUCCUUCCCCCUUGCCAAGCUCAGUCUCCUGUCAGAUCCCACAAGUCUGUACUGGGAUUGACUGCUGUGCAGAGAUUGGAUUUCUGGGAGGUAGAACUAUCAAUGUACAGGUCCUAAUGGACCCGUGUGAAGCCAUCAUGAGUCUUAACAUAGAAAAGAUGCAAUACAACUUGACACUCUUUGACUAUGACUUUGGAACAACAGAUCAUUUCACACUGCAGGGAGCUGUAAGAAUUGAUUUCAACAUCCAGAAUUUGGUCAUACAAAGAAAGUAUUUAGUCAAUAUGAAUCUGAGUUUAUGCUUAGAAUCAUCAAAUCCCACAGCCUGUGUUUACUCAGCCACUAUCUUCAGAAACACCCUGCUACCAAAGAAACCAUGUAAUAUGAACCUCGACUUUAUCAAUCCAAGUUUUGACUUCACAUCGUGGAAAACUCUGAAUAACUUUGGCCCUACCCUGACUCCAGAGGAGACUAAGUUGCUGUGGAGGGAGAUUGGUUUAGAGGAAUAUGUCGGGGUGGGGUGUUCUAAGUCAUCCCCACCCUACAGUCCUCAGACUCAUCCAGGCUGGAAUGUUCCCACAAAGUGUGCUAUGAGUCCCCUAAGACAAACCAGUAGCCACCUGAACUGUCACAUCACCUCCAACUGUACAGGAGUCUCUUGUUGUCUGGAUGAUAGUGUUACUGGAAUGACUUACCAGUUCUCUAUUGAUAUCAAUGCUUGUGAUGAAAAACUGACCAUCAUGUUGGAGAAGAUGACAUUUACACUGUCUCUGUUUGAUUAUACCAUGGGAACAAAAGAGAUUGUGAGAUUGUUUGGGGUCCUAGAUCUAGAAUACAUGAUUGAUGAUCUGGCCCUGAGUGGUGAAUUUGUGGUGGAUCUAAGAAUCAAGUUGUGUUACACUAAAGGUCAGAGUUGUGAACAAGACAUAGCAGCAGUGACAGGACUAAGGCUGCCUAAAACACUGUGUCAUUUACAAACAGGACAGUUCCCAAUACCAGGUUUCUCACUCAGUAACUGGAUAAAAGAUAAGAUUGAUGGACCAUUCCUACAGCAGUGGGCUGUGGAUCUUCUUAAGUCAGAACUAAAGUUAUCUUCUUAUCUGAAUGACCCAAUGUGUAAAAGAUCAGACCUUUCUCCAGGAACUGGCAACUGGAAUGUGAAAGAUUGUACAGAAAGCAUCCCAGUUCCCUCUCUGCCAGCCCACACUUCCUGUAGACUGUCUGACUCUUGUUCUGCUGUAAAGUGUUGUACAGACCUUGACUUACUGAAAACAUCCAUCCAGUCAGAAGUCAAUGUAGACAGGUGUAGAGGGAAGGUGUUCAUCAGAGUGGAGAAACUGGAGAUGGUGAUCCUACUUACGGAAUUUGAAUUUUCAAAAUGGCACAGACAGUCAAUACAAAAUGUCUUCACAGUCCAGUAUAAAAUAGACUAUGUCUCAGCUGAGAAAGCAUUCCUGUUCAGUGUAAACUUCAGUGCCUGUUUUGAGACUGGUGGUGAUUGCAUGCUAAACUUUCCUAUUAUGACUAAUACCAAAAUUCCCAUGCUGGGAUGCAACUUCAAAAACCUGUCAUUUGCCAUACCAGGGUUUGAUUUCAAUAGCUUCUUGACAAGCAAAGGUAUAUCUACAUCCCUAACAACACUACCAGAUCUGCUGUCAGAACAGUUACUGGAAACUCUUGGUGUAAAAGGAUUCUUCAGCAGUAAACCCUGUAAUAGAUCUGACUUCACUGCAACAUCAUCAGGAUUUGAAAUUGCUUCCAGUUGUACAGAGAACAUUUCUCCUUUCCUGUCCCCUCUGUCCAGUGACACAAACUGUCGAGUGUCUACUUCCUGUAUGGACUUUCAGUGCUGUACAGACAUGACUAUCAUUGGGAGAACCCUUAACUACAGAAUCAGUGUGGAUGCCUGUGCACUCUCUCUCCAUAUCCAGAUAGAGAAAUUCAAGUUUGAGCUGUCUCUGAUAAAUUUCCAGUUUGGAGUGCCUCAGAAAUUCAGCAUAGAUCAAGUUUUCUCCCUGGAAUACCUCAUCAGAGAUUUGAGUGGACAGAGACAGUACCUUAUAGAUGUUACAUUGACAGUGUGCUUCAGUGAUUCUCCAUCAUGUGUGAUCAGAAACAACAUAUUACAGAAUUACUUAGUUACCAAACCAGUGUGUGCAUGGUACACAGGGUUCUCAAAUCCAGGGUUUUCAUAUUCAUCCUGGUUAACAACAAACAGUUUACCAACAUCUGGGUUACUGGAUAAGAUACAUACACCUAAAUUAUUGGAGGCACUUGGCAUAUCUAAGUACAUGAAAACUCCAUCCUGUGACAAAGACAAAGGAAUUUAUAGGAAUUCAUUUAAUGGAUGGAACUCAGAUUGCCAUCUUGAUGACAGCAUUAGGAGACCCAGUAUAGAUAAGAAUCUGGCCACCUGUUUCCUGGACAAGACUUGUACAGGAGUUCAGUGUUGUAUGCAGAUCCCCAGAGUUGGCCUGUCUGUAGAAGCCUUUGUGGAAGUCAGUGCUUGUGACCAUCAGCUCAGAGUGGGCAUCGAAAAUCUCAAGUUUAACAAAAGUUUGCACAAUUACAGAUUUGGAGAAUUGGAGAAAUUUGAUUUGUUUGGGUUCAUUGAGAUAGAUUUUGUGAUAACAGACCUUGCUUACAAUGGUGAGGGAGGAGAAUAUCUUGUUAACUUGAACAUGAGUGUCUGCCUGGAGUCAGGACAACCCUGUCAUCCCGUCGUUCCAGUAUUCAGUAAUACAAUUUUACCAAAGGGAGUGUGCAACAGAAAGCAAGACUUCAGAGACAAAGCAUUCUCACUGAAAACAUGGAAAGCUGCACAUGGGGUGGGAUCAUCUUUGGAUAUCCAUCAUGUAAAACAACUGUUUCAAGAUCUUGGUGUGGGUCCCUACCUACUGAGUUCAUUAGAGAAGUGUGACUGGAAUGAAUACCCGUAUAAAGCAGCUAAUUCUACUGGAUGGGUCGAUGGUUGUGAGACAGAAACCAAAGGCUUGAGUUCAUUGGGGACACACACAAGAUGUGUGAUUUCCAGAUCAUGUGGUGAAGUUAAGUGCUGCCUGCACUCAGAUGUCCUUCAGAUGAACUUGAAUACUUUCAUUAACAUAGAUACAUGUAAUGGUAAAAUAUAUGUAGGAAUUGAGAAAUACCAGUGGAGCCACAAACUUCUGGGAUACAAAUUUGGAGAGUUGAGACAUAUCUCCUUGUUUGGAAUGAUUAAUAUGGACUACAUUAUAACAGACUUAGUUACAUCUUAUGGAGUAAGCCUUAACUUGAGUGUAUGCUUUGAGUCAUCUGGAGCCUGUGAAAUCAGCAUUCCUGUUUUAAAGGAAAACAAACUCACAAAGGCUUCUUGUAACUGGACCAGGGACUUUGUUAUUAAUGAUUUCUCCUUGGAGAGUUGGUUGGACAUGAAAGGUUAUGGAGUUGAUGCCAGGCUACCCUCCUAUGCUGUGUCAGAACUGAUGCAUGACCUUGACAUCAUUCAGUAUCUUGGAGACUCCAGCUGCAACAGGAAAACUAUUCCUUUCCAUCCCAGUAAAAAUGGCUGGAACAAUGGCUGUGAUCAGUAUGUGUCACUGACGUCCAUCAGCUCUAACACGACCUGUCACCUGUAUGAUUUCUGUACUGGAGUCAGGUGCUGCUCUGAUCUCCCUGUACUGGGGAGGGCCAUCAAUGCCUGGUUGAUACUGGACCACUGUAACUACAGACUCAGUGUGGGCUUUGAGAAGUUCUCUGUCAACAUCAGUCUUUACACAUACUCUUUUGGAACACAACAAACUAUAAAUGUUAAUGGAGUCAUGAGACUGAGAUUUACUAUUGAUGAUCUUUCAAGUGAGCGAAAAUAUCUUGUAAACCUAAACCUGCAGAUUUGUUUUGAGUCAUCCAAAUCAUGUACUGUUGAUGUAGAUGUAUUCACAAACACAAAACUGCCAAAGAAACCUUGCGAUUGGACAACAGAUUUUCUUGAUGAUAGAUUUUCAUACAACAUUUGGAGACUUGGGAAGAGAAUCUCUACACCUGGCUUGUCUGAGAAUAACCUGGCACAGCUCAUGCAAAAUCUCGGUCUGUCUCAGUUUGUGUACAAGGGCCAUGAAAGAUGUAGCCAUGUAAAGUCACCAUUCAUUGGUGCAACAAACAACUGGAUCAAUGAGUGUAACCAGACACUGGUCCAUCCUCUCCCCUCCCUGUCUGGUAAACCAGCAGUGUGUCACAUCUCCAGCUCCUGUGCUGACAUCCAGUGUUGUGUGGACGUACCAGCCAUCAGUUCCUCCUUCUUCACUAAGCUAGAAAUUGAUCCUUGUACAUUCCAAAUGGUUGUCAGCAUUGACCAACUGAGUUUCUCCAAGAACCUGUUUGAUUAUGAAUGGGGAAGAGAAGAAGAAAUGUGGCUCUUUGGAGUAGUCAGAAUGACGUUCCAGGCAUUUGAUAUGUACACAGAUGGGUACUUCAUUAUAAACUUGAGACUGGACGUGUGUUUAGAAGCCCUGAAGGUCCCAAAUUGCAAUGUCUCUGUUAAUGUACUUAAAGAUUACUAUCUACCCAAGAAAGUUUGCAAAUGGGAUGCCCCCUUCAUCAUUCCAGGAUUUUCAUUAGAUGAAUGGACAACAAGUGAAGGUGUGGCCAGCACAACACCUUUGGAGAGUGGAUCAGUGGAUAACCUUCUGUCGCAUCUCAAUGUGGCUGCCUUCAUGUUGUACCCAUCAUGUUCAUCAAGUGAUUCAGUUUAUGGUGAUGCUGCAGAUAAAUGGAGAAAAUAUUGUCCCCUGGAUGUUCAGAGGUCCUUAGAAAGAGUGAGGGACAGAACACUGUGUACAGUAUCAACAACAUGCUCAGACAUUAAAUGCUGCAUCAGUGUCCCCCUGUUGAACAGGACCUUUGAAGUAGGAAUCAACGUUGACUAUUCUUAUCAGAAAUUGGUGGUUCAUGUUGAGAAGAUGUAUCGAAAACACUCCUAUGUUGGAUUUGAAUUUGGCAAAGAUUAUUUGCUGAGCAUAGCUGGAGUUUUGAAAUUCAGAUACAAGUUAAAUGAUCUUUCUGAUGGAGAUGUCCUGGAUAUCACAAUGUCAGCAGAAGCUUGCUUUGAGGAUGGAGCUUGUGUAUUGAAUAUUCCAAUUCUCAAAAACUUGCUGAUACCAAAGAACCAGAAAAAAUGGGAUUCACUCUUUUCAGUUAAAGAUUUUUCAAUAACUCAGUGGUUGAGUGAGAUGUACAUACCAGAAGGUGACAUUUUACAGAAACACCAGUCAGAUGAACUUUUUGAGAGCCUUUCUCUCAGACCCUAUCUCAAACCAGACUCCAUAUGUAGUACAAUCAAGUCCUCUGCAGGUGGAACAGGCUGGGUUAAUGACUGCACUGACUUCACAAGCGUGUCCUCUCUGACCUCUUACCCCUUGACCUGUGAACUUGAAAGAUCCUGUAACAAAGUCACAUGUUGUGUAGAAGCCACGCUCACAAAUUCUUCAUUUGAAGUCACCAUGGACAUUAAUCCUUGCACCAGGACUCUCACUUUAGAAGUAGAAAAACUGAGAGCCACAAUUCCAUUCUCAGAUAUUGCAUGGGGAGAGGAACAAUCUUAUUAUCUAUUUGGAGUUAUUCGAAUGGAUUACAAAGUCUAUGAUCUUUCUGCUGAGAACAUAUUUCUGAUGGACUUGAAAGUAUCACUUUGUUGGGAGAGGUAUAAACCAUGCACCUUUAUUGCAAAUGUUUUCAAAAACUCCAUGCUUCCAAAAAGAAAUUGCGAAGGAAAGAUGCAUUAUGAAAAACCAGGUUUCUCCCUGUCAAACUACAGUACAGAAAAUAGUCUUGAUCUGAACAAUAUGACAGACAGGAACUUGGUCUAUUUGUUUGACUACAUAGGCGUUUCUAGCUACAUCACUGGACCUUCCUGUAACAGAUCUGAGAGUGGAUUUCUACCCAAUACAAAUGGAUGGAAAAAUGAGUGUCCCACCACAAUAACUCCUGGACUGUCCUCUUUGCCGGACUAUGUAACCUGUCAUAUGAUGUCCAGUUGUACCAGUGUUCGCUGUUGUAUGGACUUAACCAGGCUAAAAUCUCAGUCAGUCCAGUUCUACUUGAUUAUGGACUCGUGUGAAUGGGUGGUUGAGUACGGAAUUGAUAAAUUUGUGGUAAAACCGACUGCCAUGUAUGGAUUGGAGUUCAACAAAUGGCAGGACUAUUGGAUGAAGGGGAUAUACAGACUUAGGUUUAAGAUAACAGACCUGCAUGGGGCAGAGUAUUUCAGAGUCAGCCUAACAUUCAUGGUCUGUCUAGAAGAUGGACUGCCUUGUGAGCAGGAAGUUUCAUUAUUAAAUAACACACUUUUACAUAAGCCCUCUUGUGAUUGGAAGAUAGGAACAGGGAUCAAAGAUUUCACACUCAGUUCAUGGAAGACACAGAAUAAGUACACAGCAAUGGAGGAACACAGCAUUGCUAGACUGGAAGAGGUUCUAGGAAUGCAUGGGUACCUUUAUAACUCCACCCAAGUCUGUGAAAGAACAUCAGGAAUAUUUACCUCCCCUUCUGCUGGAUGGACUAAUGAUUGCCCGAUUGCCCUUCCCAACAAUGUACCUGUUGUAAGAGGAGCCAUCACGUGUAACCUGGGAGCCUCCUGUUCUGAUGUGGUGUGUUGUCUGUACGCUGAACCUCUGAUGAAACAUGUAACUAUCAGCCUCAGUCUGGACUACUGUCAAGACAGAAUCAGUGUCGGGAUAGACAAGUUCACCAGGGAAAUACAGCCUAGCUCUUACAACAACUGGGGCACAGAGGAAACACUAGGAAUGAGUGAAAUAUAUCAACUUAGAUACACACUAGAGGAUCUACCAAAUGCCAACAUGGACUUGGUCAGUUUUUCCAUUCGUUCUUGCUGGGAAGGUCCCUCUAAUUGUGAGGAAUACAUUGUUCUUUCCAACACCAGACUGCCAAAGUCUAAAUCCCAGCCAUACUGUAACUGGAAAUCAGAGGAACCUAUUCCAGGUUUCUCUACCAAGGCUUGGCUGGCCACCAAUGGAUAUCCAGAUUCCACACCACUGAAAGGAAAUGCAUUACAGGAUCUAAUGGAAGUUCUACAACUGUCCAGGUUUAAGGAAGAAGACUGUGAAAUAACUGCAGCUCCAUUUGAUCCUGUCAACAUAAAUGGCUGGAAUAAAGAGUGUCCAGACAACCUCACACUUGCUAGCCUUCCAAAUGCCUUUGCCUGCCAUAUUCCUGGUGACUGUACUGGAGUGGAGUGCUGUAUACCCAGUUCUACUCUUGGGAGAACCUUCCAUACAUAUCUGGACAUAGAUCCCUGUGCAGCAAAGAUCACAGUCGGAAUUGAUAAAUGGAAAUUUACAGAGGUCUCCCUGGAAAUUGACAAGCUCUUAUCUACUAAUAUGAAAAAAAGCGUAUGGUUGCAAGGAGUUGUGCGUAUGGACUUUGACAUUAAGAAUUUACAACACACAAAUAAAUAUUUGAUCAACAUGAAUAUAAGUGUGUGUACAGAGAGUUCAGAAAUUUGUGAAAUUACCAACCAAACAAUAUUUAGCAGUACUCUGCUGUCCAAAGGAAACUGUCAGCAUGAUCGACAACUGCCACCAGGGUUUUCACUGUUGUCCUGGAAGAUAAACAAUAGUUAUGCCGCUAAUGCCAGACUACCAGACUACCUCAAAGGAAAAGUAGAUGACUCUCUGGGAUUGCCUGGAUAUAGAAAGUCCUCCAAAUGUAGCAGAAAUGUGUCACCAUAUUGGCCAACUUAUAAUGGCUGGAAUCAUGACAGUGCCUGUCGAAUCUCGGGACUUCCAUACAACAUGAAGAAGAAGACUUACUGUGUGGUGGGGCCUAGCUGUACAUCUAUGACAUGCUGCACCGAGGAUCCAGAGAUGGAUACCACCUUUACUUGGUUUAUUGAUGUUGACUCCUGUAAUCUAAAAUUCACUGUAGGCAUAGAAAACAGGAAACAAGAGGAAUUCCUUCUAGACUUUAACUUUGGUGAACAGAAACAUUGCAGUCUUCAAGGAGUGUAUAGAAUAAGCUUCAUCAUCUUUGACUUGGUCAGCGAUUCGCACUACAUGAUGAGUGUAAAUAUCAGUGUGUGUUAUGAACCAGAUAACUGCACCUUGACAGAAAACAUUGUAGAAAAUAUGAUGUUCCCUAAGCCUGUCUGUGAUUUUAAGAGCAAAGAUUUUUUCCUCUCAAGUUUCUCAAUGUCUAGUUGGUUGGCAGAACAUGCUUUUAUACCUCAUUCCACAUUACCAUUGUAUGGUCAGUUAGAACUUCUAGAGGAUCUGGGUCUGGCUCAGUACAUGAAAGACAAACAAUGUAAAGAAACAGAUGACAUUUACAGAAGUCACACAGAUGGAUGGACUAAAGAUUGUCCACUCAGUGUGUUGAUCAGCCCCCUACCAGCUGGACUCCUGUGUCACGUACCCUCUACAUGUACAGCUGUCCACUGCUGUAUAACCACAAACACACCACUACAGAGGUCCUUCAGCACUGUCUUAGAUCUGGACCCCUGUAAUCAAAGGAUUUCACUGGGCAUUGAAAACUUUGUUCAUGAGAUCUCACUGUAUGACUUCCAGUUUGGGAAAGAGCAUUAUUUUUUCUUGAACAAUGUCAUCCGAAUGCAGUACAAAGUAUAUGAUUUGAAAGCUGACAGGAAAUACCAAGUUAGCCUCAACAUCAGCCUCUGUCUGGAGUCUUCUGGACCCUGUGUUCUGGAUUCCAUGCUGUUUGAUAAUGCUUUAUUGCCAAAGAAACCCUGCAGCUUGUAUACAGGAUUUGUACAAAGGAAUUUCUCACUGUCAUCUUGGAAAGCUGAAAAUCAAAUAAUGACAACAGAUAUGAAAGCCUCGGAGAUUGCUUUGUUGCAAGAGUCACUUGGGAUUGCUGAGUACCUGAAAGAGCCAUGCUCCCGACAAGAUGGCAACUACUUCCCACAUAGAAAUUAUUGGAAGGAUGAAUGUGGUAAAGUGACAGGAAUGAGUUGGUUCACAGAAUCUGACCACAUCAACUGUUACCUGUCUGACACCUGUACUACUACAUCAUGCUGUGUGGAGGACUCUGUACUAAAGAGGAACAUAGAGGUCAGGUUCAGCAUCGACCCAUGUAAAUUCACCAUGAAACUAGAGAUAGAAAAACUGCAGUUCAACAUCAGCCUGAUGACCUUUACUUGGGGUGAAACUGUCCAGAUGGAUUUUUAUGGAUUAUAUGUCCUAAGCUUCACUAUGGAGAAUUACUACAUUGAUCGGAAGUAUCUGUUGAAUAUGAACAUCAGCCAGUGCUAUGAAUCUAAUGGAAGUUGUUCACUGCGCCUUGGUCUCUUUAAAGAUUCCUUAAUACCUAAAGGUGUAUGUGACUGGUCCAUGGAUUACAACAUCAAAGGGUUUUCCUUGUAUUCAUGGAGAGUGGAUAGACGUCUUCCAACCUCAGCGGGAAGCAUUCCAGAUGAGUAUCUCUUGCAACUUCUGGAUGAAACAGGUUUAGCUGGUAUUACCAAGCAUCCUAUGUGUGAUAGAUCAACUGGUAUCUACAAUGGUGCUGUCAAUGGAUGGACUAGUGGCUGUGGAAUGAACACUACAUUACCCUUGUUGAAUUCAGACCUUGGUUGUCACAUGCUUCCUACAUGUUCUGGGGUCCAGUGCUGUGUCAGUUCUCCAGAACUGAGGAGAGACUAUGAAGUGUAUUUCAGUAUCGAUCAUUGUAGUCAUAGCCUCAACAUACAGAUUGAAAAGGUCUUCCAGAACAAGACUCUAAAUGACGUAGAAUGGGGAGUCUCUGAGGAAUUUGGUGUGCUUGGAAUAUACAGAGUUCGGUACACCAUUGAAGACCUGCCUAAGGAGAGAUCAUACCUAGUGUCACUUGAGGCUAUGGACUGCUAUGAAACAAGACCCCCUCAGUGUGAUUCUGGUACCAAAUAUAAAAUCCUAGACAGGGUGAUGUUCCCAAAAGGACUUUGCUCUUGGAAUCAGGGCUUUGUGGACCCAGACUUCUCUCUGAAGACCUGGCUGGCAGAGAACCAUAUUGUCAAUGUGACAGGGUUAAUGCAAACAGAUUACAGAGUGUCCCAGCUGAUGAAUGAACUGGCCAUCUCCCAGUAUCUACACACCCAAUCUUGUUCCCUGUCAAGCUAUCACGUUGAUGGUUGGACUUCCUCUUGUUCAAAGACAGUGAUCAAACCCAACAUCUCUGGGGCAGUAUGCCACCUUAAGGAGGACUGUACAUCAACAGAAUGUUGUGUGGAGGUUGAGUACAUGACUCGUAAUAUCAAGACCUACCUUAACAUAGACCCAUGUAGUUCAGAACUCAAAGUUGGCAUAGAGAAAUUCAGCAGGAACAUUUCAUUGACACAAUACAAAUGGGGUCAAACAGAAAGGCAUUGGUUGGCUGGAGUUGUAAGACUAGACUUCACAAUUGAUGAUUUCCAAGGAGAGAGGCUUUACCUUGUCAACAUGAAUCUAAGUCUCUGCUUCGAAGCUCAUGGAGACUGUUUCAGAAGGAUAGCCAUAUUUAGAGACACCAUACUUCCAAAACGAAGAUGUCCAUGGGAUAUUAAUACAGGUUUCUCAUUAUCAAAAUGGAAAAGUGAUGAAAAGGUUCCAAUGGGAAUUCAGUUUCCAGACUGGGCAAAAUACCUACUUCUUGAGCACUUAGACAUAGCCCAGUAUAUGUAUCCUCUUCCAUGUAAGAGAGGGGUUGGCAUGUUUUAUGACUGGAAUUCUUACCAUAACUCUACCAAUUCCACAGAUGAAAGUAUGAAUGAAACACUGCAUUCAAUGUACACAUCAAAAAUGUGCCCGUUAGAGGUGAAGUUGGUGAAUCGAUCCUUGGAUGCCAGAUCAGCCACUCAGGUGUCCUGCUAUCUCCCCUCACUGUGUACAGGGUUUCACUGCUGUGUAGAUGUACCAGACCUCAACAUGUCUUUCAAUGCUUAUCUCUCUGUGGACCCCUGUAAUUACAUCUUCACUGUUGGCAUCGAGAAGUUCACCUUUAACAAGUCACUGGAUUACUAUACUUUUGGUGAAGAUGGAUUAUUUUCCUUGGCUGGGAUUUUGAAGAUCACAUACAACCUACGUGACCUCCCUAAUGAGAAAGUAUACCUGGCAACAGUCAAGCUCAGUGUCUGUACAGAAAGCUCCUCAUGUGAAGCCAACCAUACCAUAUUUAACAAUGUGCUGCUCCCAAAACAACCAUGUGACUGGAAUGAAGGAUUUGUCAACUCAAAUUUCUCUGGGUCAGCAUGGAUGAUCAACAAUGGAUACACUCCUCCUCUAAAUAAGCACCAAUCAUCUGAGCUGAUGAGGGAAAUGAAAGCCUCUCGCUACCUUAUGGCCGAGUCUUGUUCACAUACAGAUGAAAUCUAUUCAAACCUGAAAGACGGGUGGAAUAGUUUAUGCCUAGGUGAUACCAGUCUAAGCAAUCUGACCUCUGACCCCGUUGUUUGUUACCUGGAUUACUCCUGUAGUCUCCUGAAUUGCUGUGUUAGUGUGGGGAUGAUUCGGAGGUCAUUGAACGUCCAGAUUAAACUCGAUCCCUGCUCACAGAAAAUGACUGUCAGUUUAGAGAGAAUCAGCAUAGAGGUGGACCUUCUGUCCUUUGACUUUGGCAAAGUCCACACAUUUAGUCUUGUUGGAAUGCUGAGAGUGGAAUUGGAACUCCAUGAUCUUCCAUAUCAGAAGAAAUACCUGAUAGAUCUGGCUGUGAGUGUGUGCUUUGAAAGUGAUGGGAGCUGUGAAAUUGUUGUCCCAGUGCUGAAACAUGCAGCUCUCCAUAAAGCAGACUGUGAUUGGUCACAGGGGCUACUAGGAUUUUCACUCAAGAACUGGCUUGAAACUAAGGGAAUAAAUGCAUCGUCUUCAAGUCCUUUGGAACCAUAUUUGGAACAUCUUCUACUAGAGGAUCGAGGAAUAGCAAACAUGUUAUAUGAUGUACCUUGUAACAGAUCUGAUUCCUUUUAUAAUGAAACAACACCUAUAAAUGGAUGGAUAACAGCAUGUACAGAUAGUCUACACUUAACUCCCUUGCCUGAUGGAAUAUCAUGUCACAACCCUAUAUCAUGCAGUGCUGUGUCUUGCUGUAUGGAAAUAACAAAACUGAACAACAGACCUGUGGAAGUAACAGUAGAAUUUGAUGAAUGCUCCAAUUUCCUGAAAAUGACCAUAGAAAGAAUGCCAAUGACCAGAUAUCUACAUGACUUUAUAUAUGAUAUUGAACAACGAUUUUCUCUGAAGGGAGUUUUUGAAGUUGUGUACACAAUCACUCGUGAUUCACAGAGGAGACAGUACAUUUUUGACCUGAAAGUGUCAGCUUGUUAUGAACCAGUUAUGUGUGACCAAAGUUUCACAAUUUUCAAUCAAACAACAUUUGGUAUGAAGAACUGCAACUAUGAGAAGGAUUAUUUGAAUUCAAAUUUCUCUUUAACACAAUGGAUGGCAUCCCAUUCCAUUGAUCAAGUAGAAAACAUCAAACCCUCACAAGCCAGUGAAUUGUUGCUGGAACUUGGACUAGAUCAUUUCCUGUCAGCUCAAAAAUGUUCCUUGUCAGAUGGUAUCUAUGGAUCAGCUGAUAUAAAUGGAUGGAACAAUGAGUGCCUGUUGUUUCCCAAUGACACUUUAACCAACAUCAGUGACACAGACACAGUCCGUUGUCAUGUGCCAUCCUCCUGUGAUAGGGUUAUGUGUUGUGUGUACAUACAGCCCGUCCAGAGACAUGCACAGAUGGAGCUCAUCAUAGACAUGUGUACCUAUGACAUGGAAGGCGUCAUCGACAAUCUUAAAGUACCAUACAGCAUUUUCAACCGUGACUGGGGUAAAAAGGAAGAAAUUGGCAUUCAUGGUAUUGUAAGAUGGGGCUACCAUGUGACUCCAGUUGGACCUAUGAAGAAGUUUAAAGUGGAUGGAGUAGUGAAACUUUGUUUUGAGAAGGGGCUAUGUGAAACAAAUUUGACUUUCACAGACCUACCCCUCCAUUAUAAAACUUGUAAUGGCACUAAUGGAGACAUGCCUUUCCAAGGUGUGAGUUAUGAUUUCUGGAGAGAAACACAAUGUGCAGCCACAAUUUUUAACCCAAGAGCAUGUGGAGUAAACACAGUUGAAAAUGUACCUCUUGAUGGCCAAAGUCACUGUCAAUAUCUCCCAGAAUGUAAUGGCAUAGAGUGCUGCUUUGACAAUGCUUUUUACCUGGGAAAUAGAAGUGUUUACUUCAUGCUGAAAAUGGAUUGUACAAACCUAGAGGUCCAGAUAGAAUCAAAGAAGAUGGUUAAAUCCCUAUCAGCACUGAGUGAUG